Ostrea edulis (European flat oyster) is the source of this 3105-nucleotide messenger RNA. RefSeq names its product zinc finger CCCH domain-containing protein 14-like. Gene Ontology annotation, cellular component: nucleus; cytoplasm. The transcript is spliced from 18 exons. The record is from RefSeq and is a predicted model, not a curated record. The coding region runs from base 70 to 2526 and encodes 818 amino acids. Gene Ontology annotation, molecular function: metal ion binding; poly(A) binding. Gene Ontology annotation, biological process: regulation of mRNA stability; mRNA processing. Lineage: Eukaryota; Metazoa; Mollusca; Bivalvia; Ostreida; Ostreidae.
GCUCGACAUUGAGUUCGUUUUACGUUUAGACAUCGCACUCGGUGUCUGUUUUUUGCACGGCUGUCGGCAAUGGAUCAUGGAAAAGAUAUUAGUCACAAAAUUCGGACGGCAAUAAAGGCAAAAUUGAUAGAAUUAAAUGCUUAUGUUGAUGAUGAGCUUCCUGACUACAUUAUGGUGAUGAUUGCCAAUAAAAAGACAGAAAAACAGAUGAACAAUGAUCUCAGUUUAUUCCUAAGUCACAACACAGAGAAAUUCACAUCAUGGUUGCACAAUUUGUUGAAAAAGCUUCAAAGCCUUGGAACAGACCAGCAGAAAUCAAAAGAAUUGGAAAAAGUAGAGACAAAGGUCAGUGAUAACCAGAGUGAGGCUCCAUCAGUCAUCGAUAAAAAAGAAAAACAAACGAAGAGGCAACAUUCAACAGAGAAGAAAGAGAAAAGCAGAGAGAGAAGCAAAGAAAAGACAAAAGACUCCAAAACAAAGGAGAGCAGGAAAGACCGGUAUGGUGUAGAAGUCGACCCCGAGAUCGAGGACCUGCUGACAAAUAAGGAAGAGGAUGAAUUCGCUGCUGAGUUUAAGGAGGAAUCGGAAGUAUCAAAGACUGGAAAAACGAAACAGACUGACAAAGAUGCACCAUCUCAGGAUGCCAAACAGAAAUCUCUUCAGGGCAGUACCCCGAGUAAAUCCAAACCCGCCGUGAAAGCAGCCUCAGUACAUUCUCGUUUGGGACUUCCACUUUCUGCAGUCAAAGACGGAAGAACAUCUUCCCGAGAUUUACCCCCUGACAGAACAGUGCAGAGGCCUUCAUCGUCUUCCUCAGCAAAGAGAACUGUAACUCCCUCUAAAAGACGACAACCCCUGUCUGUUGUGGCGUCUGUGAAGAGGAAGUUUGAGGUGGAGGAAGAGGAGGAGGAAUAUGACCCAUAUAACCCUGCAGUGGGCAGUGUGGCCAGCGUGGUCCAGGUUUCCUCAAGACCACGGAAGUCCAGCGUACCUGUCACAAAACAGGCCAACAAAAACCUGAUUCUGAAGGCCACUGCCGAAGCUGAGAAAUCCGUGUCUUCGGCUAUGGAUGCUGUGCUCCGAGAGGAAAAACUAUACAGUGCAAAGGGGGAUGCAAGAGAACGAUUAAAGAAACCAGUGACUGUGACACUUCAUGGAAGGAGCGGAUCUCAAGGGGUGGUAUCCAGCCGAUCUCAAGGGGUGGUAUCCAGCCAAUCCACUGCAGGAAAACCUGUUAGAGGGCUGGUCUCAAACUCUAAAAAGACAGAGUUCAUGAAGAAUUUGACAUACACAAUAGAGAACAAAUCCAAAAUGUUAAAAGAGGAGUACAGAGAAAACAUGUUUAAAGUUGUGAAAAAAGAAGGUCCAGAGGUUGCCUGUGUGCUCCCAGUGGGUGACAGCCGGUAUAUUGAGAUCCAAAAUAAGACAGAGGAUGAAAACAGCAUUCACAGCAGCUCUGAUACUAGUCAACCGCUUCCUGUGGGAUUAGAUGAAGAACAGUCCCUGAGUCCCGACAUUGAUCCCGAGGUCCAUCAACUUCUACAGCAGGAGUCUGAGACAAUCCUGUACUCCCAAGUUAAAAGAGAGGCGUCACUGGACGAAGAGGAGCCCGAGGACCCCCAGGAGUCGAGUCAUGGGGAGGAAGAAGAGGCAGACAUUGAUGAUGAUGACGAUGUGGCACAGAGGGCUAUGUUAUUGAAGCAGCAGAAUCUGCAGAAGAACAGGAAGAGGGUGCUGGCUCAGACCAAAACACAAAAACCAACAGCGUUUGUUUCACCUGUGGAUACCAGGUUCAUAGUGACUCUGGAUGGUGUAAAUCCUGACCAGUUUGAAGUCAUUAAGGAAGCAGGAGGAGGGGGUGCUGUGGAGACCACUAGCGAGGUUCCGAAAAAAACUGUCACCCAUGCAGCUCCAGAAAUUAAACCCAUCACGUUCAGCCUGAAGGAUACGGACGAUGAGGAAGAAGAGGACAUACUCCCAUCAAAAGCAGCUAAAUUGUCGGAGAGAUGUCGAUUUUGGCCAGCAUGUGUUAAUGGCAAUGCUUGUCUCUACCACCAUCCCACAGUGCCUUGCAAAAUGUUUCCUCAGUGUAAAUUUGGAGACAAGUGUCUGUAUAUUCACCCUAACUGUAAGUUUGAUGCCCAGUGUACAAGGAAAGACUGCCCAUUUACCCACGCCAGCAAGAGAAACUCCUCCACCACAGUCAUACAGAAAAUAGUCCAAGUUCCAGUCCCAAUGGCAGCUUCUUAUGCCCCCUCACUUAAAAGAGCUCCCCCUAGCAGCAGCAACACUCCUGUCGUCUGCAGGUUCUUCCCAAACUGCAGCAAUGUUCAGUGUACCUUUUAUCAUCCCAAGCCAUGUCGAUUUGGGAUGCAAUGCAUGAAUAAAUCCACCUGUCAAUUCUACCAUCCCCCAAUGCCAACCAAAAAUCAGCUGAAAUGGACGGCCUCCAGUAAGCAGCCCAGCUCUCACAUCAGUCAGAGACAGUUUGAUGCCGGUGCGGCUAAACCAUUAUCCACAUCUUGAGGAAAGAGAGGAGAGAAUCGACCGCCACAUGGAUGAUGCAGGAACUUUGAAUUUUGUAAAAUGGAGACAAAAAAGUCUGAGAAGACAUAAGAUUGCAGACUAAGAUCCUGUAAGGCAGGAGAGGUGUGGUUGUUCAUCUCUCCAUAAGAAAUUACGGCAGCAGAGUUCAGAUAGAACAAUGUGUUAAUACAUUAUGUGCGACUUGUGUUAAUACAUUCUGUGUGACUUGAUCGAGGGUUCAUUUGCACCAAAGGCAUAGAAAAGUUGUGGGGAUAAUCAAACAACUGUGUCACAUUUUAAAGUGGAUAAUCUGUCCAGACUUCUACACAACAUUACAUGUGCUGUGUCAAGUGGAUAAUCUGUCCAGACAUCUACACAACAUUACAUGUGCUGUGCCAUGCAUUGUUAAUAUCAUGGAAUGAUAAUUUUAUAUCAAAGAGGAUUUUUUUUAAAUCUAUAACACAAAUAGUGGGAUAAAAUGUUGAUUCAGUAAUAUUACUACUUGGGUUUCAUUUAUGUUGAGUGUACACUAACAGUUGUCCUCCACUUAGUAUUAAAAUGAUUUCUGUUGAACUACCA